CAUUGAUUAAAAAGUAGUCGCCAUUAUUCCGAUUAUUGUGAAUGUUGGAAGUGAAAAAUAAUCAAAAUAAUAAUUAAAAUUGAACAUUUGAAAUGAACGCGGAUCCCCGUAGACCGGAAAAGGUUCAAAGGUACGUUCCUAAGACUGGAAAUGGAACUGGACAGGAAGAUUUAACCCCUGAUUAUAUGAAUAUCUUGGGUCAGCACCAGCAGACCACGGGAAACAUGACUGAAGCCGUCGACAAGCACGCCGACUCCGCUGUGAUCUUAGAACCGAACCUUCAAGUACCCCCAGCCCUUGAAGACGUUCAACAAUUGGCCGGCGAUGCCGCUCCCGCUCCCAACACUACAAACGUGAUACCCACGAGCGCUCAGUACGGCGUGGCCAUAAUCCCCAACGAACUGUCCUCGGAUACCGUCACUCCGCACACCGAAACCGUCACCGACACCACGGCCAAGGUCGACGAAAAAGAACUGCAUUCGACUCCGAGCAGAAACGAUCGAUUCAAAGUGGUGAAGAUCGCUAGUUUGGAGCCGUUCAAAAGGGGCCGAUGGAAAUGCAUGGAUUACGUGGACGAAGCGCCUCCAGUCGGCGCCGCCAGAGUACCUCUAUCCUCCGGAAGCAUACAAGUAACGGGCGGGGCUUAUAUGCAGACGCAAAGCCUUCCGCAACAACAGAUACAGCAGAUGUUGCUGCAGAGCGGCUUCACCAACGGCACACAAUUCUUUACUAACGUCCAGCCGCAAAUGAUACCGCAAGGCCAGUAUUUCUACCCGCAAAUGGCGAAUCUACAAAACCAAACGAUGCAACCAGUGCCAAACAACAUACAGGCUCAAUUUAUCGGAAACCAACCCUAUUUUUCGACCAACGUCGUUCAGAACAAUCCCAGUUUCACUAUCCCGCAAAAUUACGCCAACGUCCAAUACGUCCCGGCUAAUUUAAUCCAAAACCAAACCAGUGCUUUCGUCCCCACAUCACAACCUGUCCAAUUGCCUCCCAGUUUCCAACAAAGCCAAUCGUACGCCGGUCAACCGAACGUGUCUCAAACGAACGUCCAACCGGUGAUCAACGGUCACACUUUCACGCCCCAAAACGAACAAGUCACCGGCAGUUUACCCACCCAAACCGUAAAGAACGUUAUAUUAAAUUCCAACCAACCGGUGUCCAGCCAAACGCAAGUCUUGCAACAAAACGUGCAGCUGCAAAACAAUCAGAACAAUGUGAUGAUGCAACAGCAGUACCAGCAACAAUACCAGCAAGCGCAACAACAACAACAACAGCAGCAACAACAACAACAGCAGCAGCAACAGGCGCAAUCGCAACCGGUGCAGGUGCAACCGGUUGUGUCCAGUACGCAGGUGGCGCCUGCGCAAUCGCAGACUUUCGAUCAGAAUCUCGCCAAUAACGUCUAUACGAAUCCGCAAUUCGCGAUGAGCGUUAACAGUCUAACGGUGCUGGAUAACAGCGAGAACAUGGCCGAUUUGACGGACACCAAUAGCGGGAAUCCCCCUAGCGAGAACGUCGACGAUCCCUCCAAGACGAAUCCGGUGGUGAACGCGAUCGACAACAAAAUCGAACAAGCCAUGGAUCUGGUUAAGAGCCAUCUGAUGUACACGGUGCGCGAGGAAGUCGAAGUGCUCAAAGAGAAAAUAGCCGAAUUGAUGGAGAGGAUACAGCAAUUGGAGACUGAAAACAAUUUUCUGCGCUCGCAGAUACCUAAAAACAAUCAGAACAUGCCGGCGAAUAACAAUAAUAAUAGUAAUAACGCGACCGCGUCCCAAUUGCCGAACGCUAGUCCUAAUAAUUUUAUUCCUAAUGCGGCGAAUGCGAACGCUCCCACGCAAGCGCCGGUCGUCCCGCAAGCACAAGCGCCGCAGGCGGCGCUAACGACGACGACGGCGCAAGGCGAGACCGCCGGCUCGCAGCAGUAGUCGUAGUUAAAGUAUGUGUGUGCGUGUGUGAAACGAAUCAUCGAUCGUCUCGCGAUAUUAUUAUCAUUAUUAUUAUUGGUCAUAUCAUUUUUCCUAAUGAUCCGAUAUUGUUUGUUUAAUUAAAUGAUUCUCUCGCGGUAAGUUAUAUAUAAUAAUAUAUAUGUACGUUUGUGUAGGGAUGUGUAUAAUUGAAAGAAAUAUGUCGACUAACUAAAAGAAUUAAUAAAAAAAAUUAUAAAUAAAAAGUCUGAGGUAAGUUGCUACAGUUUGUGAUUAUGGUGGAUGCCUGAAAAGCGCCAGCUAGUUUUUUUCGUCCAUCAGAUUAAGAAAAAAUCAGUUCUUGUGGUGCAAUAAAAGACAUGAAAAUGACAUAAUCAUUUUUUAACAUUAAUCAAAGGAAAAUGGUUGUAAAAAAUGGGAAAUAUGGCUGCUAAUCACUCAAUAGAUUGUUCAAUGAACAAGUUCGAACAUUUAAACUAUCAGGAGCCCAAUUCUUGAAAUUAUAAGAAUUAUUUUUUCAGACAAUUUAUUCUCAAAAAAAAGUGUAUUUUGAGAACCAUCAGUUCGAUUCUUCAAUAAGUAAGAAUUGCAAAAAGUUACGUUUGUCACAGCUAAAUUGACGAUAAUUUUCAAUUUCCUCUACCAAAUGAUAUUAGGAAAUAAUUUUGAAAGAAUAUUUUCAUAUGAAAUGUUUCAAGAAUACUCAUGCUACAAAAUCAAGAGAAAAUGAUGACGUAAGUUUUUU
Psylliodes chrysocephalus is the source of this 2676-nucleotide messenger RNA. The record is from the annotation of a GenBank genome assembly. NCBI's taxonomy places the organism in Eukaryota, Metazoa, Arthropoda, Insecta, Coleoptera, Chrysomelidae.